GCGAUUCGAUGUACACACCCCACAUGCCACUGUGAGUGCUUUGCCCCUGGAAAACAAAGUCUUCGUUACUGCGAUACAUGCAACCAUGGUUGGGUUGCUCACGCUCUUGAUAAACUGGGCACCAAUCACGUGAUGAAUCUUGGCCUGCAAGUGGAGGUAGUACAACCCAACAUUGUCUUUGACAUCGCAAGUCUGAUGUUGUAUGGAGCACAGGCAACUCCCGUCCGCCUCAAGAUAUUGCUGGAUCGUCUUUUCUCGGUCCUGCAGCAUGACGAAGUUCUCCAGGUUCUCCAUGGGUUUGGCUGGACAUACGAAGAUUACGCCAGAGGCUACAUUCUCCAGGAUAGCUCUGGUCGUGUGCUGGACAAAUGGUGUGUUGCCACUCGCGAGGAAGAGAUGGUCGUUCUCCAGCAGUUUUUGCGUUUUGGAGAAACCAAGGCAAUAGCACAGGAGAUUAUAUUACAGGAUACCAAAGACCGCCAUGAGCAACUUGUCAAACAGACACCUAGGGCGGAGUCCGACAUCAAGAAAUUCAUUGAGCGCAGUAACUUGACUAUGCAAAAUUAUAUCAAGUCUUAUGAAUCAACUCGCCAACUCUUUGGAACUAGGUCCGUUCCAUUUAUUCCGCCAAACAGAAUUAUAACAUCGCCCGUUAUUUCCCCUAACUUCAGUCCCGGUAGAGAGCCGCGAGGAUUACCAUUGGCUCAGACGCCAACCACCUCAAGUUUACCCCUAACCAGCCCUCUCACCCGUCUUCCGGUGAUACAGCCAUUUGAAGCCCACAAGGAACUACCAAGCCCAGCUAUUAGCGUCAGUCCUAUAGGCUUAGAAAAGCAUGUGGCGCACCAGUCACCGGUAUGUGAAAGUCCAAAGAACCUCAGCAUAAAUACAACAGUGAUCACGACAGCUUCAACGCAACCAACACAUCCGGUUCUGAUUCAGCAACAACAUCAUCACUGCUUAGAUGAGGUUGAUGGUGCUGAUCUAUAUCCUUCAGAAUCAGAAGAUGAGGGAGAAGCACUGGACUACUCAAACAAGGAUAAUCCAGGCUCUCUCAAUGAUGGAGACAAGAACAGCAAACAGCACAUGCGUAAGUCCAACAACCCAAUCAAGCGCCAGUGGACACCAUCAGCUAACUUUGGCAGCACAUUUGUGGGACCCAAUGGCAAGAAGAGAGUCCUCUGUACAGCCUGUAACAAGACCUUCUGUGAUAAAGGCGCCCUCAAGAUCCACUACAGUGCUGUUCACCUGAAAGAGAUGCAUAAAUGUACAGUUGAAGGUUGUAACAUGAUGUUCAGUUCCCGGCGUAGCAGGAACAGACACAGUGCCAACCCAAACCCAAAACUGCACAUGCCACAGAAAAGAAAAGAUGAACUUGACCAGUCUGAAGAAAUUGACCUUUCAACAAGCAGUGGAUCAGGAACUCCUGCCCCUUCAAGCACUCCAAACAUAUCCAUCCCCACACCAUCUCCAGUUGCCAUAAUCCCCACACAAGCUCUGCCCAUCCUUGACUCACCACACAUUAUUAGACCAGACUCCAGUUUUUUCAUUGAAAUGUCAGCCCAGUUUCCCUUCCUGUCACCUCCAGAGAAGAGAAUUAAACUGGAAGAAGAGCAACCUACAGACCUCAGCAAAAUCACGGUGACCAACCUACCUGAAGAGGAACCCUGUGAUCUGAGUAAAAAAUAUGAUGAUGAAUUGAAGUUGGAGAUUGAUUUAGAUGCUCCUGUCAAUGAGAAAGAGAGUAUAAGAAAAGAUGAGGAAGGAGAUAAUGAGGAUAAUGGGUUUAGGCAUGAAGGAGGCUUCAGAGGAGGAAAUCGAAGGAAAAAUACUGCACCUACAAAAUGUGCCCAGAGUGGCACAGCCAGCGAUGACAGUUCACAUGACAAAGACCCUAACAGCAGAAUAAUUGUGUACAUGAAGCAGGAUGAAGUGCCAGCAUGCAAUGGAGAUUCAUCUUUGCAAGAAAAUGAUGUUGAAAGAGAGCAUAGUAACAUUCUUGUGCACAGAGUUCUGGAAGUCAAGUCUGCAGAGCUGCAAGAUGUUGCAUGUUCACUAGCUUUGCAGGAGAAAAGACUAGAGGGAACAGAAGCAAGAAACUUUCCAAAAAUAGCAUCUCUUCUCUGGGCUAAUGGUCUGACCAGUUCAAACAUAUCUGACAAAGUGAAUGAUGAUGAUGCCUCCCAUGAAGUUGAUGACAGUUUUGCAAGAGAUGAAGAAAGUAUUCAAGAUGAUGAACCAGAUAUUGAUGGUGAUGAAGUGUCUGGAAUAGAAAGCUCAGAAGAUAAUGAGUCACUGUCCUCAACUGAGAUGCAAGAUUAUCCAGCGGAUGUUUAUAUGGAUAGCAAGAAUCCACUAAAAUGUAAAAUUUGUGGCAAAGUAUUCCAAAACAGUUUUACAGUGAAAAUCCACUUUCAGAAUGUUCACCUGAAAGUCAUGCAUUCUUGUACAGUAGAUGGUUGCUCGUCAACAUUUCCAUCCAAACGGAGUCGUGAUCGUCAUAGUGCUAACCUCAAUCUUCAUCGUCGCAUCCUUGCGGGAGACAGCAGUGCUAACAAAGAAGUGGAUGACACACUUCGAGGGGAUUUCCUGGCUAAGCUCUAUGGACAUGAUUUGAUUACUGCUAAUGUAAUCUCAAAGGCUACAGCCAACUUAGAGGACAAUGAACAUAAGCAUAUAAAUAACAACAACAACAACAACAACGAAGAAAUAAAAAACCACGAAGGUCGACCAUUUCAGCCCAUGAACAACGGAAAAUUAUCUAAUGUGUCUGCCAGCAACUCUUUAAAAAUCACAAUCCAACAUGGCAUGCUUGGGCAUGUAAGCAAACCUGGCUCAACUGGAUCCGAGGCAGUGUCAGAUGAAAGCGAAGGAGAGAGUGAAGCUGUCAGAUCAGACGAAUAUCUGAAAAUUCCUUGCAAAGUCUGCGGGGAUAAGUUCUCUAACCCUGCAGUUCUUCAAGAACAUAUCAGCAUCUCACAUCCAGAGCAUGCCCUGAGUCCGCCAGAUCCAUCGAUGAAGAAGAUGAUAUCCCCUCGCAGAGCACGCAGCAGACAGAAGACUCAGAGCAUCCUGACAGCCAGAAAAUCAACAAGCCUCUAG
Molecule: messenger RNA, 3102 nt
Organism: Candidula unifasciata
Lineage: Eukaryota; Metazoa; Mollusca; Gastropoda; Stylommatophora; Geomitridae
Source: the annotation of a GenBank genome assembly